CUACAGUGAACACUGAACAGUCUAUUCGCCAUCAAAAUGGCGUCAUCGAAGGAAACUUAUUGUUUGUGUGGCCAACCAUAUAAUGUUGGACAAUUUAUGAUAGAAUGCGAUUGUUGCCGUGAAUGGUUCCAUGGAAGUUGUGUAGACGUGCGGAUAUAUCUGUCGGACGAUAUAGACAAGUACCACUGUCCAAAAUGUGCACAGACCUAUGGUCCAUCUAUUUUAAAAAUACCAACAAACAAUCAUCGUGCCGACCGGUAUGAGAUAGAAGCAGAGACAAGGCCAUCUCAAGCUGGCACACCAGCAUGGGUAAGAGCGCUAGCAGCUCGCCCAAUGCGCCCCACGCAAGCUGCAUUGCAGAGAAUGAGACCAGAGCAAUUCACUGAAGAGUUUGUACAGGAUAAUGGUUUCACCAGACCAAUCAUAUUUCACUCCAUUGAGGGGUUAGAUCUAAAAAUUCCCAAUGCAGCUUCAUUCAAUGCUAGAUCUGUUUUAAGAUUUUGUGGUGCUCAGCUGGAGGUUGAAGUAAUAGAUGUAAGGAAACAGACAUCUUUGAGAAUGCCUCUUGGAGAUUUCAUAGAUUACUUCGAGACACCUCCUGAGCAUAGGGAUGAAAAAGUUCUGAAUGUUUUGAGCUUAGAAUUUAGCGAUACAAACAUGGCACCACUAGUAGAGCCUCCUGGCUUGGCCCGUCGAUUAGACUGGGCAGAGCGUGUAUGGGCAGGAGGUGCCAACAUUGCCGAAGGUAGAGCUAGGCCUGCGGUGCAAAAGUACUGUCUGAUGUCUGCGGGGGGAUCAUACACUGACUUUCACGUGGAUUUUGGGGGGACUACAGUGUGGUAUCAUGUAUUGCAUGGUCGGAAGAUAUUUUACCUCAUCCCACCAACAUCGACCAAUCUGGCGCUGUAUCAACAAUGGAGUGCAUCCAAUAAUCAAAAUGAAAGAUUCUUUGGUGAUAUGGUUGAAUGGUAUGGUACUGCAGAGCUGUGUGCCGGCGAGACACUCUUCAUUCCAUCAGGGUGGAUCCAUGCUGUCUACACGCCUACUGACUCUAUAGUGUUUGGAGGGAAUCUGUUACAUUCGUACGCUAUAGAAAUGCAGCUACAAAUAUAUGAAAUAGAGAGUAAAGUUGAAACACCAAUGAUGUUCCGGUAUCCACUGUUUGAGGCCAUGCACUGGUACGCUGGGGCACACGUGCUGGCUAUGUUAAGGCGCCACAAUGAGGAAACACAGGAUGAAGACUUUACUCUGAGUGAGACAUAUAUACCGCCAGCUCAGGUCGACUUGCCCCCGUUGCUGUUGAGAGGGAUAAAGAUAUUAGCAAACGCACUCAAAGAAUGGCAUGCACUUAAAAGUACUGAUGUUAGUAAACGUGACAAUGUACCCAAAUGUCUUAACUCAAGCCAACUGGUCCGCGAAUUGUGCAAAGAGUUACGCGUUUUGGAGAAACGCAGCGGAAAUAGUAAGGAGAAGGAUAAAGUAAAGAAUCAUUCUCCAGUAAAAUCUCAAACGAAAAAACAGCAAUUGUCACAGAAGAAAUCGUUGAAGCUUACAUUACCGAAACCUAUAAUGCACAUGACACAGAAUGGUGACUUUGUUGAAGAGAAAGUAUAUGCAGACAAAUAUUAUAUAGACAAUAAAGAGGUAACAUACCCAGAUAGGUAUGUAACGGACGUGAAAUACGUAAACGGUGACGUCAAAUAUGCAAAUAGUGACGUAAAAUAUGCGAAUAGUGACGUAAAAUAUUUAAGUAGUGAAAUAAAGUAUAUAAGUACUAGUAGUGAUGUGAAAUAUGUGAAUAGUGAUAUAAAGUAUGCUAAUGAGUUGCCAGAUGCAAAGCUUCUGGUGGACAAAGAAGUGUUGCCAGAUAAGUUUGUAUACCAGACUUAUGAUGGGGUAUAUCAGGAGUAUGUUGAUAAGAAGAGCUUGAAAGUUAAGAUAACUAAUUCACCAUCAUCAUCCAGAGAAGAGCCUCCCCCUUACUCACUACCGGAACAUUCUAUACUAAAAUCACAUCUAAUACGGUCAGAGCGAACAUUGAAACCUAUACAACAGUGGACAAUAUCAAAGAAAGACAUUGGGGAUUAUCAUGAGGAGGUUUUGUAUACAAAUGAGAAUUUACCAGCAAAUGUUAGGUUGGAAACACAAGAUAUUAAUUAUGGCCCAGGUAUGUAUUCAGCGGAAGAUAUCCAACAAGACUAUCAGUAUUCGGAGACGGCCAAGCCCGGCUCGUAUCAACAGUAUGGCAUACAGCCCGCUACGGAAGUAGCGUAUGACACUUAUAGAUACGCCGAUGUUGUGCCCACACAUCAGAAUGCAACAUACAGUACGGCGAGUGGCCAGACUCAAAACGGUGUGUACGCGCACACGAUACAGACGCACGCACACACACAACUACCAUCGUACGACGCGGCGAUAGCACACCAAUACACCGCCAACUUUGUGAUAGAAGAACAGAAACCUUCCCAGACAUCGACGCCUGUGCGGCGGUCGGAACGCGCCGUCAGACGCCGGGUGUCCAGUACGUACGAGUACGAGGACGGCGACUUGUACGUGGAUGAGCCAGCGCCCUCACGCCGUCGCCCCGCCAAACACAGACACACACAGAGACAGAAUAGCGCGUCAAACACCGCGAACUACCGAGUGAGCCGGCCUGCGCCUGUCAACGGCAUCGAGUCGCUCAUACAAGCGUCUGUGCUGGCUGAAGAGGAGCAACCCGUCACGGAGACCGAAGACGCAGCUGUGGCCGGCAUGCUCAGCAUCAGCGAACGGUACGAGGCGCAGGCGCCGCGCCUCAGCUUCAGCCCCACAGAAGAGGAUCAGGUCUUGAGGAUCGCCACCCCUCCUCCUGUCUCCAGUAGUACAACCAGCGUAAGCAAACGAGCGCGAAAAGUAGCGGUGAUCAGCGCCGUUGAAGAUUAUGAUGACGAAGAGGAUGUCAUCAAGGAGGUGCAUAGAGAUGAGGAAUAUGUGUAUCCGUCACUGGAGAUGAGUUCGGAUGAUGACGAGGAGUGGAAGUCGCCGCGGAGACACAGGAGCUCGCGGACCAAGAGCGACAAGGCUAAGAGUGAAAAGGACGAGUCGUGGUCGCCGCGCGCGCGGGUCGGUCGCCUGGUGCCGCGCCUGCGCGGGCCGGCCCGCAGCUCCGUGCGGCGCGAGUGUGUCCGCGCCGCACUGCACGCCGCCGCGCAGACCCGGCACCCGCCCGUGUCCGCGCCCGCCGUCGACCCGCGGCACCCGCAGAGUGCGAAGCGCUCCGUGCUCGCAACAAAGAGUCGACGGCCCCCGCCGCCCGUACACACCCCAACAAAUAAUUUAAGACUGAAAAAAGGUAUGAAGACGGCGAAGCAGCGUCUCGGUAAAAUACUAAAGAUACACAAGAUGAUUUAUUAAUAUGUACGUAGCGUAAUAGAUGUGUAAUGUUUUGUAUAUUUCAGUGAUUGUUGCGUCUAGUUCGUAUGUAGCUGUACGUACACGGACCAAUAGGUGUUGUGCAUUUUUUUUGCGCGAAUACUACAAUUAUGUCAGAAAAUGUUAUACCGACCAAUCAUGUAUCAAUGUCGAGGAUACAAAGUGUGAAUAAAAAAACUCGUUCUUUGAUUUUAUACCAAAAAAAAAAUAUGUUGCGAUAGUGAUCAUAAUUUUGAAAUUAUGACAAAAAGUCUUCAAAAUAUAUAAUAAAAUCAAACAUAAUUAUCAUCUACUUAUAAAAAAUAACAAAAGGUCGUUGUAUAUCAUUUCUAACAUUAGGUAGUUUUAAUGUAAAAAGCUUUUUCUAUUCUCACUUUUGUAUGUUGUAUGCUUUGCAUGUUUUGACUGGUCUGGAAAUACUCUUAGUUUCUAAAAACCUACAUUUUUUACACUGGUUGAUCUGGUUCAAUGAUUCCCAGCUGAUUGAAGAAUUUAUAAAGGACUGUAAAUUGCGGGAUGAGUUAAGGCGUGAACAAGAGGAUUGAUGAUAGGAGCAAAGUGCACUAAUCUGGACUAUCACAAGGGUUGCUGAUGGUGCGCAGAUGAAGCAUCAAUCGUCUCUUGUCUGGGAACUGUUCCUUCACACUACAUAGGAACCUAUAUAUUAGUCGAAUCUCAUACUAUUAUCGCUAGUAAAUGCGAUGAUGCGGCGAGUUUAACCCCGCGGUCGGUGAACAGCUGAUUUGCGGUCAGCGAGAAGUACCGUGCGGCGGCCGGAAGGUGUAGAUUGGUUCGACUGUUUACUAUGACUUCAGAAUUUUAUUCCUUGUCUCCUCUCAGCGGCAAUUGAAUUAAAUUUAUUUAAUUAUUUUCAUAGUUUUCAGACUGGUCAAAACAUUUCCUUUUUAUGCAUUGACGUACAAUAGACAACUAUACUUGCAAUCACACUCAAAAAUUUGUCAGAAGCAAAACUGUCUUAAUUAAAAAAUUAUUUUAUUAUUAUACGUUUUCAGUCAUUUUGCUAAAUAAUUAUAUUUCAAUUGCUAAAACAAAAUACAUCGCCAAUUAAAUGUGCGAAAGAGACGUCCGUCUCAUUCAGCACCACUAUCAGUGAGCUUUUUAUGAGCGUAUACAAUGGACUUUGAACAUUACUGCCAUAAAAUAAGGUGUUAAUUUGAGUCAAUGGUUUAAUGUUAUCCGUACCAACGCCACCCGGACAUUUAUGACGACCUUUAAAUAGUCGAUUGGGAGACUAGUUGUUUAAAGUACAUCAAUGUUUUUAUGUGACUUUUCCGGAGUUAUAACGCUCCUACAAAUCACGUGACAUUAAAACUUAAAUUCUUUCAUAUUUAGAUUAGAUGUGUUGUGUUUUUGGGCUGUAAUGUUUGGAGCCUCGUUUUAUAUGUUUUUUUUUAUAUUCGUAUUAGUUAAGUCACAUUAUGAUUAUUAAGAGAUCUGAAUACUGUAUAUUUUUCGAGCACUUAGGUAAUUCGGAUUAGAAGGAUAAUUGUAUAAUACUCUCAUCACCCUUUGACGUUGGACUUGAUUUGUUAUUUAAAUUGAAAUAAAUCUUUAUUGUUUUGUUAAGGCUAAAAAUGAAUUGAUUCAAACCAACAGAGAAAUAUAUAUAUCGUAUCAAAAUUUAAGAACAUUAGAAUGUAAUAUGUGUAAAGAAUAUGACAUGUAAUUAUUUUGUUAUAAUUGUUUUCUUUAAUUUACGACUUUUCUUUAAAAUUAUUGAUAAUGUUGAAAAAUUAAUACAUUAUUAUUAUAUAAAAAAAAACAGUGGGCUAAAACGAUCAUCGACACUUAUUUAUUAUACAUGCUUAGAUAAUUAUACGUCUAGAUAGAUCCUCUUGCUGCUAGACAACCGAUAUAAAACAGGCCAGGUUUAUUAGUUUAGUGUGCGUGACAAGCUACGUCUUACACUCGAGAUUUGUAUAUCACUUUGAGUUAGUAUGCGUGCAUUGCUCAAAAUGGAGGCUAACUGUCAACCUCAAUUAUCUUCGACGUUUACACAACUGUCACAGUCCAUCCAGACGUAUAAAUGGUCUAAAUAAACAUGCUAAAACAAAGUAUUAGAUUACGGAGCUCAGAUAGGUAGCUACGUUAAAACAAAUUUCAAAUACUCAUUGCUCGCUGGGUAUAGUGUUUGCAAUAUUUACUGGCCCACGAGGAGCGUCUUUAUAACAAAGUUUAAGUUAUUUCGCGUCUGUCCCUGGCUCUGCUAUGAUUUAUGACAUUGGCUGUCUAGGGGGCGUCCAUUAAUUGCGUGAGGCAUUUUUGAGAAUUUUUCAACCCUCUUGGUGAGAGAUCGUAAGAUUUUCCCCAACUCCCUCACCCCUCCCCUAAUCUCACGCGAAAUUCUUCAAAUUAUAUUGUUUGGCUGUAAACGUGUUGGAUUAUUGAGUAAAACAAAAACACUACUUGUUCUAUAACUUCUACUAAUUUCCAUAAUUUAAAGUCACAAUCAUAAAUUAAUAAAGUGUAUUAAACAAGAAUUAGGAAAUUCUUUAUUUUAAUUCAGUCUAUGGAGAUCUCGUGCAAAUGUUACACCGUUUUCUGUUAGAAAAAAAUAAUUAAGUGAUAUUUGCCAAGGCCCCCCCUCUCCUCACUAAGUGAGAUUUGGAAUGAUUUAGAUCCCCUCCCCCCUAGAACAUCUUGCAUAAUUGAUGGACGCCUUGGCUGCAUAAUGAUGAACCAAAAAAAUGUACAACCAAUAGGAUAACAUUAUUUGAAUAGUUUACAUAAUAGUAUCUAUGACUGUACAUAAUGAAGGGCAUUGAAAACGAGUGUUUUAAUAAUGUACAGUCACAUAUACUACUUUAUCCACAUAUCAUAAUUCUCCAUGAUGCAUAUUAUGACCACCAUAAAAUUUAAUGGCGGUGAUGAAGUUUUCUGGCAGCUGUCAUAGUUUUUUUAAUUCAGAGACAAACUAGAGUCGGCCCCAACUAUGAUAUCGUUAGAUAUCUUACUUAGUGCAACUUUUGUCAAAUUUGUUUGCAAAUUGACAUUUCAUUUCGAAGUACGAUAGGAAGAACUGAUAUUAGAAUAGGGUCAAUUCAAAUUACUUUGUAUUUCAGAGAUGUUCGAAAUUUGAAUGAAAUUAUAUUAUUGAGAUCGAUGUUAUUAUUUAGCAAUUAUAACAUUUUCAAGAUAAGAAAUUACUUUUGACAGUCUUUUUUUUAUGGUGGUCUUUUUUAUGUGCGAUGUACGAACGCAUCAUGGAGCGUUUAUGAUAUAUAAGUAUAUAAAAGAAAUAUAACCUAAAGAAAUAUCCACCUUUAUUAUCUCCUUAUUUUUUAGUGCGGAAUCGAGGCCAUCCUAUUGGUAGAAUACGCGUAGCUCCAGUAGAAAUGUAUAAAUUUGACCACUAUCCUAAAAUUCUAUACAAAUUAAACUAUCGCGGAUCUAUAAUAUUUUAUUAGCCGUAAACUUAUCCACCUAUUAAGUAUGUCGAGAUAUAAUAUUAUUAUUUGUAGUAAAAAUCUAUUGAAUAUAUAGUUCGUACAUUUAGACUAAGUUUUAUAAGCACUGCAAUCAUAAAAUGCUUAUAACCAGAAAAUUAGGUUGAUUAAACUUUUAUUGGCAAAUAUUGACUUCAAUCAAUCAAUAAUUAUAUUAAAUAAAAUUACUUAGUGUUUGCGGAUGUAUGUCUUGCAAUUCAGUUAGACAAAUUAUAAAAAAAACGUUUCAAAAUGGCUUAUUAUAUAUUAAAAAAAAAUGUUUUGGGUGAUCAAUGUAAGCUUAUAGUUCACACUCACGGGGGAUGAUGACUGUAUUGAAGGUAUUUCUAAAAAUAGCUCUUUUUGAUAUAAUCAUUAAGAUUUAAUAAGAUAUUCCUUAAAAUAAAUGUAUAAAAUACGGCAAUCGGCCAUCUUACCUGCAACACCAUUCUUAUGCUCUAAUACUAAAACCGCUAUGUUUCGAAAAUCUGUCAUCAAGCACAUUGCUAGUGAGGAAUUUGUUCGGAUUGUCCUCCACUACCAUAGAUAAAUUAAAAUGUAAAGAAUUACUUACAUUAAAUGAAAACAUUCAAUGCAUCAUCAUUGUAAAAUUCGUAAUCUUCAGAGAGUUGUUAUAUUGCUCUGACGUACAAACCGCUGUUUUGUUACAAAUUAUUUUUCCGUUUAUUUAGUAUUUAAGUACUUCAAUUAUAAGUUAGAUUUCUUUGUUUUGUUACAAACGGUACAAGGUUUGUUUUCCAAUACGUCUUUUAUUCUAGUUAUCGAAAUGGAUGAAUCAUCAUACUAAAUAAAUAUCCAAAAAAAGUCGGAAUGUGUUGAAUAGCACUUAUAUUUCAUAAAAACAGCUAUUAAGAUUGUAUAACAUGAACCAAAUUUACAAAAUAAAUAAAUAUCCAAAAAAAGUCGGAAUGUGUUGAAUAGCACUUAUAUUUCAUAAAAACAGCUAUUAAGAUUGUAUAACAUGAACCAAAUUUACAAAAUAAAUUAAAUUUCAUAAGUGACAUAAUUAAAAUACCUACAAAAAUAUUGGUUAGCAUUUUAACAGUAUUGAAAAUAAACUACAGAACCUUCUUAAUUUAAAUAUAUAAAUUUCUUUUGAUGCUCGACCUUGCGGCUCAUGGACUAUGCUAACAACCUCCCUUUGGUUUUGACAUUAUUAUAAUAAACACAUUUCAAGAGAGUAGACCGAAAAUAGAAACCAUUGAAAGUAAAAUCCGCGUUAAUACAUUUUUGCGUGGUAUAUGGGCGUGGCGUCCGUGACGCGAUCAAAAUUAACCAAUCACACCGCUUCUCGCUAAUAGAGGUAUAGUGGUAUGUGCACUGUAUAUUAUACGACUAAAUUCUACGAUAAUUGUGUUGUGUAAAUACCCAGAUGCAGCAACUCUCAUGGUUUUGAUUUGAAAUACUGUUUGAUUUUUACACCACAAAAUAAUUAAUAAAAUAAAAUAAAAAUACGUAUUAUUAUAUAUUAUACCUACAUUUCAGGCAACGACUUAUUAAUUUCAUCAUUUAUAUAAUAUAACUGAAAACAAGCUUUGUAUCGUGUAAAUUAUUGUUAGUUUUUAUACAGGGUGUUACAUUAUCAUCACAAAUCAGUUUAUAUUUAACUAGUUUAGGUAAUCUUUUUACUAAGUGAUUUGCGCUAAUUAUGUGUAACUUACAAAUAUUAGUUCGAGGUGCGUAUAAUAUAAUAUAGUAUUAUAGAUGAUUUAGUAUGUUUAGUUGUGGUUUUAUAUUUUUUAUAACCUAUGAUAUUCGAUUCUUAUCCUGACAUUACAUCUUGAAUGAGAUAUUGACAUUAUCAAUUGUAUCAAUAUAAUAUUGAUUAUAUUAUAUAUCUUAUUAAAGGUGGCAGUCACAUAGCCCACAAGUUAUUCAUCCAAUAAUUGGGUGAGGAUAAAUUGAAUAAACAGUAGGGAAUAUGCAUUUUUAUAUUAAACGUGCAAAAAUAACUCAAAGUAUUUAAAAAUACGUGCCAUUUACUACGACGUUAUUGUUCAUAACAGCGUACAAACAAGUGUAGAGUGUAAUUUUACGACAAAAUUCACUCUGGCACCGCUUAUCAAAUAUUUGAUAUACCCAGGUUUUAGGCACUUUCUAAAAUUGAUUUCUUGCCUGUUAGAACCAUAAUUCCAAUGGAAUUAAGUUCACUAUACUUUUUUCACUCACUCUUAUAUUACUAUUAUGCAUGCGCCCUAUUGUUGCAUUGUAUUUAAAUAUUAUAACUGUUUAAUAUAUGUUGGCUGUGUGAUUGUUGUCCAGUUAAAACUUAUAAUAUAUAUUUAUAAUUUGAGUUAUGGCUAUGACACACGAAAGAAUCUGUAUGAGCUAGUGAAUUUAGCGCUAUAUGAUGACUUUUAAAAUGCUUAUACUGUACCUAUAAAAUGGGGUGUAUUGAAACUGAGGGUAGAUGUAAAGUAUGGACUUAAGGAGAAGUGUCUUUUUUUAUUCUCUGCGUGACCAUAGAAGCUAGCCAUGUUGAAUCUUAUAACGUAAUGCUAGGAUUUAAUUUACAUUUGCUUUUGUGCUUAUUAUUUACUUUGACAUGAUAAUAUAUCUAUACAAAUGGUUUAAGUUUUCUUAAGUGUUAAUAAAACGAGACAGUCUCGUGCAAGAUUUUGGCGAGACAACACGUCCUGAGGAUGCCUCGUGUAGAGGCGAAACACGUGUCGAAUUGUUUUAAAAACAAAUAUUGGCGGAAUUAACACUAAAGAAAACUUAAAUUUUAAAUUUGUAUAAUUAUGGAUUUCCGCAAAGUAACGCCUAAUUCAAUAAACUUUCUAUGAUAAUAUAUCUAAAAUAAAUAUGAAUGCCUUGAGAAUGGCGCUAGUGUAGCAAAACGGUAUGAAAUGAAGUUAGCUGAUGAAGGAGUGAAAUGCGCCGACUAUAAUAAAAAAUCAAAUUAAUGUGUUUAUUGUUAUUAAAGUUUAAAAUAUCAGUUCAAAUAAUACCAAAAUGGGCGUAAAAUUAAAAACCGAAAUUAAUUGAAGAAAGAAGAAAAUUGUGAUUAUCUCUGGGGCUCCCGCAAAAAUACUCGCUACUGCGUAGCGUCAUCCAAAUUUAAUGCGUUUUAAGUUUUAACAGACACUUGAAUACUCACUUUCUUGAUAUUGUCGCUUAUUUCUCUACACCCCGUUGUAUUUGUGACAGAUAUAGAUAUAACAAGUAUCUAUAAUUUGAACACUAAUUAAUAUAACAAACUUUUAUCAAUUGUAAUAUUAAUUUACUGGCACAAUCCUAAGUGAUAAGGGGAAAGGAUAAAAUUUACAGCUUUUGUUCGGUGUCAUUCUCAGUUAAGGACUGUUAUUUUACAAAUGGCAAGUUGACAUUCCGCCAUAUUGUCAUAGAUAAUGUUUGCACUUAAAAUUUAUCGCAGCAGAGUAUCCAUAAAAAUGGCCGCUAUUUAUUUGUCAAAUCGAUAAAUAUAUUUUUAGUGGUGUAAAUUAUAUUUUUGCAAUAGAACCAAACUGUAAGAUUUGUAAUUCUUAAUCCGUAUUAUUGUAAUAAUACCCUGCUAAGUGUAAGGUGUCUAUCUAUGUAAGCUAAACCACAGAUUAUAAUAUAAUAUUAAGUGUCAUGAGAGCAUAGAGUAUAAAAUGUAUUGAUCUAUCUAUAAUAGAUGUAUGUAAAUGUUGAUGUGAUGGAAAAGAUGAAUUUUCUAGACGUG
Leptidea sinapis is the source of this 10545-nucleotide messenger RNA. RefSeq names its product lysine-specific demethylase 7 homolog. The coding region runs from base 37 to 3393 and encodes 1118 amino acids. The record is from RefSeq and is a predicted model, not a curated record. Gene Ontology annotation, biological process: regulation of transcription by RNA polymerase II; protein demethylation. The transcript is spliced from 23 exons. Gene Ontology annotation, molecular function: transcription coregulator activity; histone demethylase activity. Lineage: Eukaryota; Metazoa; Arthropoda; Insecta; Lepidoptera; Pieridae.